This is a messenger RNA of Anopheles coustani, 2960 nucleotides long. RefSeq names its product 26S proteasome non-ATPase regulatory subunit 2 (gene Rpn1). The transcript is spliced from 4 exons. Gene Ontology annotation, biological process: regulation of protein catabolic process; proteasome-mediated ubiquitin-dependent protein catabolic process. Bases 74 to 2776 code for a protein of 900 amino acids. Lineage: Eukaryota; Metazoa; Arthropoda; Insecta; Diptera; Culicidae. Gene Ontology annotation, molecular function: enzyme regulator activity. Gene Ontology annotation, cellular component: proteasome storage granule; nucleus; proteasome complex. The record is from RefSeq and is a predicted model, not a curated record.
GCGGCGAUCUCAAAGAGUGAUUUGUAAUUUAGUGUAAAUCGGUCGUCCCAGAGAUUUUAUCAACUUUUGCAGUAUGUCUACCACUGAGAAAGUCGAAGAGCCCGUCGUGAAAGCAAAGGGCAAGGACAAGGAUGAGGAAAAGACGGAGUUGUCCGAUGAGGAUAAGCAGCUACAGGAUGAGCUGAACAUGCUGGUGGAACGGCUCCAGGAAGCGGACGCGGAUCUAUACCGACCUUCACUGGACGCCAUGGCGAACCUGAUCCGGGCGUCGACCACAUCUAUGACGUCCGUGCCAAAGCCGCUAAAGUUUAUGCGUCCUCACUAUGAAACGAUGAAGGAAAUCCACAAGAAAAUGACUGCCAAGUUGAAGGACGUGACGACGUUGAAGCUGUGCGCCGAAAUCAUCUCCGUUCUCGCGAUGACCAUGGGCACCGGUAAGGAGUGUCUUGUCUACCGGCUGCUGAGCGACAACAGCACUGAAAACAUCGGCGAAUGGGGUCACGAGUAUGUGCGCCAUCUGUCCGGUGAAAUCGCCUCGAACUGGCCGGAAUCGACGGAUAAUCUCUUCAAGAAUCGCCUGAUCGAGCUGAUCCACCAGAUCAUCCCGUACAACAUGGCGCACAAUGCGGAGGCCGAAGCGUGCGAUCUGCUCAUGGAAAUCGAGCGUCUCGACCUGCUGGAAAACUAUGUCGAUGAAAGCGCUUAUCCGCGCGUGUGUCUCUACCUGCAGAGCUGUGUGCCGUACGUUGCCGAGCCGGAAAACAUCAGCUUGCUCAAGUGCGCACUCAACCUGUCGCGAAAGUUUAACCAGCACACCCAAGCGAUGCGUCUCGCGAUGAUGAUCAACGACACCGAGCUAAUCAAGGAGAUCUUUAUGGCUUGCACGGACACUGCCGUGCAGAAGCAGCUGGCGUUCAUGUUGGGUCGGCAGCAGAUAUUCUUGGAGCUACCGGAGGGAAACAACGACAACGACGAUCUGGUAGAGAUCAUGUCGAAUUCUCAUCUCAACCAUCACUUCCUCAAUCUGGCCCGUGAGCUGGACAUUAUGGAGCCGAAAACGCCCGAAGACGUGUACAAGUCGCAUUUGGACAACUCGCGUGCUCCCUUUGGCUCGCAGAUCGAUUCCGCCCGGCAAAAUCUGGCGGCCAGCUUCGUGAAUGGAUUCGUGAACGCUGGUUUUGGCCAAGACAAGCUGCUGAUGGAGGAUGGCAAUAAGUGGCUGUACAAGAACAAGGAGCAUGGUAUGCUAAGUGCCACGGCGUCCCUUGGAUUGAUCCUGCUCUGGGACGUGGAUGGUGGUCUUACCCCGAUCGACAAGUAUUUGUACUCAAACGAGGAUUACAUCAAAUCGGGUGCUUUGCUCGCUUGCGGCAUCGUCAAUUGUGGCGUGCGAAAUGAGGUCGAUCCUGCGUUGGCUUUGCUUUCUGACUACGUGCUGCAUCAGAACGCCACCAUGCGUAUUGGAGCCAUCCUCGGACUUGGUUUGGCAUACGCCGGCUCGAACCGUUCGGUCGUGCUGGAGCUGAUCGGAUCUGUGUUUAGCUCGGAAAGACGCACCGGCUCCACGAUGGAGGUCAUGGGAAUCGCUGCCCUUGCCCUCGGCAUGAUUGCGGUCGGAUCGUGCAACAGUGAGGUCACCGAGGUGUUGCUGCAAAUUAUCAUGGACCGUAGUGAAGCCGACCUUAAGGACACUUACUCCCGUUUCCUUCCGCUUGGGCUUGGUCUGGUGUACCUGGGACGUCAGGAGGCGGUUGAGACGGUGACGGCUGCCCUCGAGAUUGCUCCCGAGCCGUUCCGCUCGAUGGCCACGACGAUGGUAGAAAUUUGCGCAUACGCUGGCACCGGAAACGUGCUCAAGAUUCAACAGCUCCUGCAUCUCUGCUCGGAGCACUACGAACCGGCGGCCGGCGAGGAACCGGCAUCGAAGAAAUCCGACGCAAAGGAAGCGACAGCGGGCAAAGAGAAGGAAGAUAAGGAGAAAGAUCUCUCCGGUUGUCAGGCCGUCGCUGUCCUUGGCAUUGCGCUGAUCGCCAUGGGCGAGGAGAUUGGUGCUGAAAUGGCUUUCCGGUCGUUCGGAAACUUGUUGCGUUACUGCGAACCUUGCAUUCGCCGUGCCGUUCCGCUGGCGCUGGGUUUGAUUUCAGUGUCCAACCCGAAACUCAACAUCCUCGACACACUGAGCAAAUUUUCGCACGACAGCGAUGCCGAGGUGGCGCACAAUGCCAUCUUCGCCAUGGGUCUCGUCGGCGCCGGUACAAAUAACGCCCGCUUGGCAUCGAUGUUGCGCCAGCUGGCCCAGUACCACGCAAAGGAUCCGAACAACCUGUUCAUGGUACGCAUUGCCCAAGGUUUAACUCAUCUGGGUAAGGGUACAUUCACUAUCAGCCCGUACCAUAGCGACCGUCAACUGAUGAGCCCGGUGGCCGUGGCUGGGCUUAUGGCGGCACUGGUUUCUUUCCUGGAUGUUAAGAAUAUAAUCCUUGGAAAGUCCCAUUAUCUGCUCUACACGUUGACAACAGCCAUGCAACCUCGCAUGCUGAUCACGUUUACCGAAGAUUUAAACUCGUGUCCUGUCCCUGUACGCGUUGGAAUGGCCGUAGAUGUUGUAGGACAGGCCGGUAAACCGAAAACCAUCACCGGUUUCCAGACUCAUACCACUCCGGUUUUGCUCGCGAUGGGAGAACGAGCCGAACUGGCGACUGAGGAAUAUAUUUCCCUUACGCCAAUUAUGGAAGGGUUCUGUAUUUUGCGGAAAAAUCCCAACUACGUCCCGUAAGAAGUGGCAUUCUCUUCCGUGCAUUCGGUCAACAUUAAUGAUCAUACUAAAUAUGGAAGGCAAGAAGGCAGACCACAAUCUACAAACAGCCGAGUGUGUCGAUUUAUUGCUACGUUUGAUAAUGCUAAAUAACAUUUACUUAUACAUUUAGGAACGGUAAUAAAUAAUAAUUUUUCGAACCCGA